CCAGGCCAGGUCACUUCUCUCGGGUUUUUUCUUCGACGCGGGGCGUAACACACGGAUACCUUUACGAGAGGGGGGGGGUUCGCAGUGCGAGUGGUUCAGGUGUGUGAGGGAAAGAGCCCAAUAUUCUGAAAGAAAUUCCAUUAAUGAAAAUUUGCCCGUAAUUAUAGCUCCGAAUAGCCAAAUUGACCUCCGCGCGGGGAUAAUUGCUCCCGGAGGCAGUUCGGUGGCGAACGGGGUAAGGCCGGGGUUCCCAGAAGAAGAAUUCAGAAGAAUACAGUGAAAUUCGUGGAAUAGAGAGCAGCGCGAGCGGCGAAGGUGGUGUAACAGCUCCACAUCCGGGGGCUUCAAGAAGAUACCCAGUCCGAAUUAUGCACAGAGGUCUGAUACAAGGGCAGUUGGGCGGUUGGGCGCAAAGGGGUUGACGAUAAGGCGACUGCCUCAAGGAAUUGCAGUGUGGAGAAAAGUGUGACACAGGCACAAUGCAGAAGGGAAAAGGGAGUUCGCAAGGAUAGCUCGUGCAUUCCGUAGCUUGGUGAAGGGAACACAAGGAAGGGUUGAGUAGCGAAGACCGUUUCGAGAGGUGUUCGGAGUGGGGCCGCGUACAACAAAGUAAGCGUACAUCUCACAAAUUGGUGCAAUUUUUACCCAUCAAAAGGGGUGAGAAGACACAUCAAGUGUCAGAAGGGGGAAAGGGAGUGAAAGAAGCCAGAAUACCUGAGGUGCUACAGGUUUUGUGUGCAGGAAUCAAAGGAGCCCGAAAAAGUGCGUAAGGUGGAUGAGGGCAAGUGCUGAAAACAUCGAAGAAGGCCGAAAAUUGUGCAAUACAGGAGUUCAACCAAUGAGCAAAUAAAUCUACACAGAGGAAUCUACUAGGAAAAGUCAAGUCGAAAACCAUGGAUGAACGCCUGCUGAACGACCUGCUCGAGUGUUCCGUGUGUCUGGAACGGCUCGAUACGUCCUCGAAGGUGCUUCCCUGCCAGCAUACCUUCUGCCGAAAGUGUUUGGAGGAAAUCGUUGCCAGCCACCAGGAGUUGCGAUGUCCCGAGUGUCGGGUUUUGGUGGAAAUCAAAAUCGACGAGCUGCCGCCGAACGUGCUGCUGAUGCGGAUACUGGAAGGCAUGAAAACAGCUGAGCUGAAUAAUCAAAACACAAACAUAAACAAAGCAGCCCGAACCGGCGUCGGAGGCAACGGUGGUGGCGGCGGUGGUAACAUCUUCAACCUGCAAUUGCAACUGCAACAACAGAACCAUCCAAGCAUAGCUUUCCAAGGUUCUUCGCAGCAGCAACAACAACUUCAGCAGCACCAUGCGAAAAACAGCAAAAAUGACCAUCCCCACCUCCAGCAGCAGCAGCACCACCACCCCCAUCAGCAGCAAAGUAGUCAACAGAAUCAAGGCCAGCAUGGCCGGAUUAUUGCGACCAACGGCCAGGCGCUGGACCUGUCCAAAAUCCCACACGCGAAAGCAUUCUACGACUUUGCCUCCAGUGAAACCAGUGACAUCAGCUUCAAGAAGGGCGACAUCAUCAUCCUCAAGAAGAAGAUCGAUCACAACUGGUGCGUGGGUGAGGUCAACGGUAAGGAGGGCGCGGUUCCGCUGAACCACCUGCAGGUCGUAGUUCCGCUGCCAUACCCGCAGUGCAAAGCGCUGUACGACUUUAGCAUGGGCCCGAACGAGGAGGAGGGCUGUCUGACGUUCAAGAAGGGUGCGCUGAUCCACGUGCUGCGCCGGGUGGAUCAAAACUGGGCCGAGGGACGUAUCGCGGACAAGAUCGGGAUCUUUCCGAUUUCGUUCGUGGAGAUGAACAUCCUGGGCAAGCAGAUGAUGGACGCCGCGUUGAAGCACAUCCUGGCCAGUGCCUCCAACAACCGGACCGUCCCGCCGACUCCGUUCGACCUGAACGCCAGUGAUACGACCAGCUCCAGUGUAACCACGAGUCCAAACUCUUCCACCAGUACGACCAGCUCAAACUCCAGUACGGCACCCAGCAGUCCGACGUCGCACUUCUUGGCGACGGCCGCGGCCGAGGCCGCCGCUUCCGGAGGUGGCCACUCCAACAACAAGAACCACAAGGAGAAACGCCACUCGUUGACGACCUUUGUGGCGAGUUCCAGUAGUGGAGUGACCGUCGGAGGAUCGCUGCAUCAACCCAACCGCCACUCUGCCGAGAUUCUCAACACGCCGGAUGCCGGCACGGAGAGGCAACCGGCAGCAGGAAGUUCUGGAGCGACUUCAAUGGUAGAACAACCGCGGGCUGCCGCCGCCGCCGCCGCCAAUACCAAGGCUAGUCAGCUGUUCCAUCAGCAUCCCCAACUGCCAGCGACCUACAUCGCACUCUACCCGUACAAGCCCCAGAAGCCGGACGAGCUGGAGCUCAAGAAAGGAUCAAUCUACUACGUAACGGAGCGCUGCCAGGACGGCUGGUUCAAGGGCGCCAACCGGCAGCAGAAAACCGGCGUCUUCCCGGGCAACUACGUCACCGUGUACAAAGGCCGCGAGGGUGGCCACGCCAGCCGUAACAAUCCCCAAGCCCAAGGAUCCCAGGGACCAUCGCCACCCGGAGCUGCUGGAAGCGGAACCGGUCCCGGAACCCCAAAUCCGUCCAACAACCUAGCCCAAAUCACGCUACCUGCCUUACCGCCGCGGGACACCACGGCUUCCAGCAACCCGGCUCCGGUGUGGACCAAGCAACAGAACCAGCAGCAGCAGCAGCAGUCGUCCGGGAACUACAUUGACUCGCUGUUUGGCCGCAAGUCGAAUGGAACUUCGGCGGAGAAAAAUGGAUCAGGGGCUGCUGCGGCAGCUGCCAACGGAGCAGAACACGCAGCGCAACCGAUCAAGGAGAAGAAAGACUCGUCGGCGGUCAGCUUGAUGAAGCGCUUGACCAACAUCAAGCGGUCCAAGUCUCCGACGACGAGCGGUGGAACCGCCAACCCGGCGUACUCCAUGGACAAUCCAGUGUUUGAGGACAGUGCGGCGUCCGCUUUGGCCAAGCCAAAUCUGCAGCAGAUCAUCAAUCCGGUUCAUGUCAGAUCCGGGUCGUGUCCCAGUCAACUGCUGCAGAACCUUCCAGCGGACCUGCUCGCCGCCCAGGGUCGUGAAAAUGUUCCUUACAUGUACGGAUCCCAGCGGGUUAAACCCCACAAGGAACGACCUUCGAUGCAUGGCAUCAAAAGCGAGUCAUCCGGCAAGAGCUCCUCGAAACAUGCGGCACUCCAGCAGCAACUGCACCAGCAAUCGCACGAGGCACCGGCCUCGACGUCCCACGGCGCCCAGAAGCAAUCUCACCACGUGUAUCAUCGGAAAUCUCAGAGUCUGGACGCGAGCGCCAUCCUGACGCAGAUGAACGGCGGCACUGGAACGCCUUCGAAGUCGUCGUCCAAGUCGCACGUGGUGCGGGAAAGAUUCAAGUGCAUCGUCCCGUACCCACCCAACAGCGAGUACGAGCUGGAGCUGCGCGUCGGCGACGUGGUGCUAGUGCACAAGAAGCGCGAAAACGGCUGGUACAAGGGCACCCACCAGCGAUCCGGCAAGACCGGUCUCUUUCCGGCUUCGUUUGUCGAGCCGGACAUUUGAUGCCGUAACAACACCAACAAGAAUUAAAAUCCGAGAUCUGUGUAAAAAAAACUCGUAAGUUUUGGGCUCGAUAAAGGAGGGAAACGCAAGUAUUAUGAAGAAAAACAAGUUUAGCAAGUCUCUGUAGUCGUUCGUUUUAUCGUAACAGUGGUACUAGAAUUAUAGCAUUUCUUUUUUACGUUAACACCGGUUAUCUAGAAAUUACGAUUGAAUAGUGGGUAAGGCAUGGAUUAGGACAAACAAAAAGCUUAAGUUGAGACAACACAAACACACUUAAAAUUAGGCCAACAAAAAGUGCAAAUUUGUACCUAAUUUUUCUCUAUUGGGUCUUUUAAAGUCUGAUUACAAAGUUAAAAACAUGUUUUAAAAACGUUAACGUAAUGUCCUGAAAAAUUAUAUAUAUAUAUGAUAUAGACAACAUAUGUUUAGCGUGUAGAAAUGACACUCGAAAGUGAAUCAAAAGCACCCCAAUGGAAAAAAAAACCUUAUUCUCGAUGGACCACAAAAAUGAUUAAAAUCAUGUUCAAGUUGGUUUCAGCAUACUCUCUAUCGACAAAACGAAAAACUCCAGUCAAGUUGUGCUAAAUUAAUCGUAAAUAUUGUGUGUUUUUGAGUUUAUCAUCAAGUUCAUUCCAUGAUUAUGAAUAAUACAAUUAUUACGCAAAUGCAUUGUACAAAACCUUCCUCUCUUACAUUAUUCUAGCCCAAUAUCAUUGAUGUUGUGUUUCAUUACAGAAAAGAAAAAAAAAAACAAAACUCUAAUGCAACCCAUAGCAAAUUCAUGCAACACAAAACAAAAAAAAACUCUUUUUCAUUAGCUAAUCUAUAACCAACAAAUCGCGUAACGUGUUUCAUGUGCAUUCGAACUAUAAUAGCAAUAGCAAAAAUCUAUUUCAAAGUAAACACAAAAGCAUAUUAUAUAUUGUCUAACAAGAAAACAAAAUGCUACCGAGAAAGUAUAAUUUAAUAACUAUAUAAACUAAAGUGUAAACACAACACAAGAAAAAAAGCGCAUACAAUGUUAAUCGUGCAAAAUCAAUUAGACAAAAAACAAACGCAAACCAUACUCACAAACCGACACGUUUUGAUUUUGAAAAUCUUUUAAGGUAUUUACUGUUUUUAAAUAAGCAAAAAAACAGCAGAAGAAAAAAAAUCAUGAUAGAUUCACUCACUUUCUCUCUAGUUAGAGCGACUAAGCCAUUUGCACAAAAAAAAGAAUCGAGUAGAGGAAACACGCAACAAGAGCAGCAGCAGAAGCAGCGCAGCAACAGAAAACAGGGUGAAUUUACAAAAAUGUUCAGUCAAAAUUGUAACGAAAACGCCACACACUUUUUCAAACACACGCUAAAUUGGCGCUGCCUUUGACAAAUGGAAUUUUUGCGGAAAAGUCUGAGAGCGUUUGGCUGCGUUGGUUGCUCUCGCUCCCAGAGUGUUGAAAGGAGAAAUGUGAUUCGGUUGAAGGAUGCUGAGCGAGCUAGAUAUUGCUUCCGAUGCAAUAUGGUGGAAAUCUGAUGAUAAUGAAAUGUUAUGGAAACAGGUAUACUCGUACUUUAAAUAUAAAUUAAUGCUAUAUGAAAGAAAAA
Molecule: messenger RNA, 5158 nt
Organism: Culex quinquefasciatus (southern house mosquito)
Lineage: Eukaryota; Metazoa; Arthropoda; Insecta; Diptera; Culicidae
Gene: POSH
Product: E3 ubiquitin-protein ligase SH3RF1
Exons: 10
Coding region: 894-3575 (893 amino acids)
Molecular function (GO): metal ion binding; protein binding
Source: RefSeq, a predicted model, not a curated record